Lagopus muta (rock ptarmigan) is the source of this 2566-nucleotide messenger RNA. RefSeq names its product HERV-H LTR-associating 2 (gene HHLA2). Gene Ontology annotation, biological process: negative regulation of T cell proliferation; T cell costimulation; cell surface receptor signaling pathway. The coding region runs from base 256 to 1311 and encodes 351 amino acids. Lineage: Eukaryota; Metazoa; Chordata; Aves; Galliformes; Phasianidae. The transcript is spliced from 9 exons. Gene Ontology annotation, cellular component: external side of plasma membrane. The record is from RefSeq and is a predicted model, not a curated record.
CCUUUAAGUUGCACUCCUUUAAGCUGUACUCGCCCUGCUGCCAAGAAACACUGCCCAGAACCGCAACUGUGAGCUGUGCUCUGGGAGCUCUGACUGUUCGUGAACUUAGAACAGGAACUUGCUUUUGCGAGUCAAAAGGUUGGACAUGCAUGUAAUACACCUGGAUGAAGGAAGAGCAUGGUCUGUCAGUUACAGGAAAGUUCUUCUUGCAUCGUUCUGCAGUUUGAAUUGAAUCUAUUAUGAACUGAAGAAGACAUGAAGGGACAAAAAAUACCAUCUCUUCUCCAUUUACUUUCUAUUUGUGCUACAUUUUGGGUUUCUAGAGAACAGGAAACUGUAACAGGGCUGUUUUCUAAGGAUGUCAUCCUUCCUUGUCCUUUUUCACCUGGGAAUGAUGAAGUAAUUUACUGGAAGAAAGAGAACAAAAAUGUGCACAGCUACUACGAGCAGAAGGACCAGCUAGAAGGCCAAGACCCAGAUUACAGGAACAGAACACACCUUUUUCAUCAGAACAUUGGUCAUGGAAAUGCCUCCUUGAAACUUAGUAAUGUGGCCUUGACUGAUGAGGGCCUUUAUCAUUGCUAUGUGGGAACAGAGGAAGCUAAAACGGAAGUGGAUGUCAUGCUACAGGUGCGAGUUCACUCUAUUUAUGCACUGGAUUACCAAAAGACAGACACAGCAAGGAUGCUGAGGUGCUACGCCUUUCAUACUUAUUUGACACCAAAUGUAACUUGGGUACGAGGCAAUACAUAUAUCCCAGAAACAGGUUGGGAGGAAAUCAGGAAUGGAGUUCUCUUUUCUGUUAGAAGUGACCAGAAUGUUAUAAACACAUCUGAUACCUACUACUGUCAUAUUAAUCUCUCCCAUGAAAACUGGACUGCUGAGUGGAGGAUGCAAGGCCAACUUUCAAAAGCUGAAGGAAGUAGCACUACCAUUUCUUGUGAAUACAGCAAUAACACUUUACGUGUUGAAGAUUUCACUGUUGUCUGGAAACUAAACAAAAAUGCAGCUAUCUCAGACCUGGCCUCCUUCAAUGGAACACCUAACACUUCCCAGACUAGAUUUCAAAUUGACCAAAAAAACUUUUCACUCAGCAUUAGUAAUCUUAAUGUGGAUGACAGCGGAGAUUACGUGUGCAAUAUUUCAACACCUCACUACACAAGACUUAGAGUGACAACAUUACAAGUUGACCAUGCAGGUAACACCUCAACAGCGAUAGUGACAGUGAUUGUGAUCAUUCUCGUUAUCAUCGGUAUAACGAUAUACUGUCGCUAUAAGAAGAGAUGCAGAAGAAAUGACCGGACAUACUAAAAGAAACCCUUUCACUGCAAACAGAGGCUCCUGUGAUUGUUGCUGAAAGUAAGCUUGGAGAACAUAGGACUUCUUUCCUACUGAGUCACGCUUGGAGAAAAAUACAUGGCUAAUUACCUGAGCAGCAGAAACAAGCAAGUAAGCAGACAGAAAAAAACAUAUGCAAGUCAACUGACAUUUGUAUGUGAGCAGUCUGCAUGAAAAACUGAAAUUUGGGUGUAUUAAAAGGACAACAGAAAGGUUUCACAGAAAAUCAAUUUUUGAGGGUUUUUUUUUUUUUUUUUUUUUUUGAGGUUUUUAACUGUAAGGGGAAGAGAGGACUUACUGUUUUGCACUUUACUGAAUGUUGUAAUUCCAAAUAUAAAGUGGAAUAAAUCUAAAAGAACACUACAUAUGAGCCAUGGGCAGUUUUUUUGUAACAAGUCCCUCCAUAGCAUUUCUGAUGCCAAUCAUGGAAUCACAAGGUUGGAAAGGACCUGCAAGAUCAUCUAGUCCAACCCUCCUCCCAUUACCAUUGCUAGCACAAGCACUAGACCAUAUUUUGUAGCUCCUCAUCCAGAUGCCUCUUGAACACUGCCAGGGAUGGCGAUUCCACCACCUCACUGGGCAGCCAUUCCAGUGCCUGACUACUCCCUGAGAGAAAAAGUUCUUGUGUCUAACCUAAAUCUCCUCUGGCACAACUUGUAGCCGUUUCCUUGGGUCCUGCUCGUUGCCUGGGAGAAGAGGCCAAAUCCCUCUUCAUCACAACCUCUCUUCAGGAAGUUGAAGAGUGCAGUGAUGUCUCCCCUGAGCCUCUUCUCCAGACUCAACAAUCCCAGCUCCCUCAGCUGCUCCUCAUAAGACUUGUGCUCCAGACCCAUCACCAGUUUCGUUGCCCUUCUCUGGACACACUCCAGGGCCUCAAUAUCUUCCUUGUAGUGAGGGGCUCAAAGCACAGUACGCGACGUGCAGCCUCACCAGGCUAAGUACAGGGGGAUGAUUACCUCUCUGCUCCUGCUGGCCACACUAUUUCUAAUGCAGGCAAUUCUGUCCUGCAGCUAGAGACCAGAAAUCCUUUGACCAAUUGUAGGAGAAGCUUCUAAACUGGUUGUUUGUCUGAAGUUUAGCUUCUGCUGUCCUAAAAAAACUGGUACAGCCCCUGACCAGCAGACAAGACAGCUAGAAGCUGAGCUAUUGUGACUUUAAGGGUUGUCCCCUGAGACUGGAAAACAUGACUGGAUUUGCCCUUCAGUUUGAUUUCACAAGAGACCUGCCA